Messenger RNA from Scophthalmus maximus (turbot), 3456 nucleotides. RefSeq lists its product as uncharacterized. NCBI's taxonomy places the organism in Eukaryota, Metazoa, Chordata, Actinopteri, Pleuronectiformes, Scophthalmidae. The transcript has 4 exons. The record is from RefSeq and is a predicted model, not a curated record. The coding region runs from base 43 to 2625 and encodes 860 amino acids.
CAAGAGCUGUCAAAUAGUUACACUGGCAGCCAGAGAAGUGAGAUGCCAGGCUCUCCCUCCUCUCCUCCCCCACAUCACUCCUCGUCCCACCUCCUGGCUCCAUCUCCGAUCUCCUCUGAUGUUGACAAAUCUCUCCUCUCCUCUCCCCGUCCUUUACCAGAGUCUACAAAAUAUGACCCGUCAUGUUCAGAUAUGGAGAAACCACCGGACCAGGUUCAGCCUCCACCUGCUUCAUUGUCCGCAUUAGUGUUUCCUCCUUGUCCUUUCUCACCCGAGAUUCAGAACAUAACUCACUCCCAAUCUCCAACUCUCCCCUCUCCUGCCGUGUUCAUCCCUCUCUCCACUACCUCUUCCCCCAUGCAAGAUGCCUCAACGAUAAGAGGAUCAGAGGACAUUCAAACUGAAGACAAGGAUGCCCCAAGCUCCAACCUCUCUACUCUUCCUCAUGACUCUAAAGGCGUAGCAUGCCCUCCUUUUUCGAGUGUCUCUCCAUCUCCCUCUCCAAAUUUGGAUUGUCCAUUUUCUGCCUCGAUUGUUAUGUCAUCUUCAAAGUCUGACUCCUCCUCUGGGAGUCCAGGGAACACACAGUCAAAAUGGACUGAGGGGAUUUUGCAUGAAAACUCUCUCUCUGCAUCUGGUAUUAUAUCAUCUCCACAUCCCUCUUCAAACAAUUUACCUCCCUCUGCCUAUCUGGAUUUGAAUUGUCUGUCAUUUUUUUCCGAGUCCUUCUCACAGAGUCCAGAAAACAAAUCAAAAGAGUCUGUUUUCUCAGACUCAGUUGGAAAAGGCCUCUUUCAAGAGCCUAACAAAACACAAAAGGAACAGGAUGAAGCUCCCUCUUUUCUGUCCUUUCAGUUGGACAAAGAUAAUCCCUCAGCUCCAUCCCCUCCUGCUCUGGACUCCUUUGAGUUUGAGGAUGCUCACCACACACUGUCCUGCCUAUCCCGUGAGACUUUCAUUCCAUUUUGUCUGUCUGCUGAGUCCUCACUUCCACAUCCAGAUCUAGAUCGGAUAGAUCCAGCUGCUGGAAGAAUUUCAGAGCUGAGAGAGCAGUCCAUUUCCCAACAGGGGCAAUCAUGUUCUCAUAAUGAUAUAGCAGACCUUACAACGUCCUCUACUGUCCAAGAAGUUAUUCAUGCUAAAAUGCAUAUAGAGGAUAGCCUUAAGCGGAACAGAAAAGGAGAGGGUGAGAGACAUACUGACAGUGUGCAGACUCAAGAUUCUGUUGUUUGUAUCUCAGAUACAGAAAGUUCUGCCGGUCUGUUAGACUGUUCUAGAUUAGCCUCUGUGGAAUUAUGUCACCAAACAGAAAUUGAUCCACACGUCCUCCUCUGUAGUCAGCGUGAAGAGUUUUUAGCUGUAACCAAACAGGAAGAGUUAAGAAGAGUCUGUCAAAUGGAAAUCAAUGGCACACAAAGUGAAUCACCCAGAAGUUAUUUCAUUUUAAAUGAACUCUCAGAGACACAAAGCGGAGCUUCCAUGGAAGCAGAGGAUCUAACCAAAAAUGAGAGCCUUGAUCUAGUAUUUGAGACCUCAGUGGAUGGCAUGGAGGGUGAGAAUGGAGAUGUGGAUGCCUUUUUUGAACAGCUUGCUACUGAAGGACAGGUCUACUGGGCAGAACCCAUCCAGGUUUUAAGUCCAACCCAUGAUGGAUCUCCUGGGAAUUCUUGGUUGCCUCUAGACUCAGCUACCCUGGAUUCAAUUUCAACCACAGGCAAUGCUUUGCCUUUAUCUUUGUCAUCUUCAGCAACAGUGGGUUCUGACCAGAACUCAAGAAAUACAACUGCCUCCCCAGAUACACCCUCCUCCACGACUUUAGCUCCAUUCCUAUCCCCGCCCGAAACACCAAACCUCAGGCUACCAAGGCGCUCCGUUUCUGUUCAAAUAUCUUCAUCUCUGUCUUCUCACAUUGUCCACAGGAAGGAUGUUCCUUAUGUGGCUGACUCAAAGCGCACUCUUGUACCUAGUGUUUUCUCUUUGGACACCUCCGAUCCCUUUCGUGCUGUCCAGGCAUGGACAGACAUGCAGAUUCAGCGAAACAUGGAGAAGUUAUCUUGCACUGUCCCAAAUGAAGUGGGUGCCACAGAAAUGACACAAAAAUCUCCACUGAUCUUCGCUUCGUCGCCAUCUUUUCCUCUACUGUCUAAUGACUGUCAGUUGCAUGACUGUUUCCCUGGGAUGGUUGGAAAGACUGCGUCAGUCUCUGUGGACACAGGACUUGGGCCUGAUAAGGAGGAGGAGGUGUACAGGAAUGGGACUAGAGAUAAGGAGAACCUUUGGGAAGGCAAUCCAUCAGUCACCAUGGCCUGCUGCUGCUCCUGUGACCAUCAGUGUUCCUGCUGCAGGAGUUACAACAGACAGCACACACUGGGAAACGUCCCUUUGUCUUUGGGUGAUUUGGAGGAGAUGAUGCUGUGUCUGCAGCACUUCCGCCUCGUGCACAGCAACAUAGAGGAGCAGCUCUCUGAAGACCAUGUUUCACUUCACCGUGCUCUCUCUGACCAGGACAGGGAGAACAUUAGGGACCUAGAGGUGUUGAGGCGAGCAGUGAAACAGGAGGCUGCAGAGCUGGAGGUGCAUUUGAAUCAUCUGGUCCAUUACUAUGACGACAGCUUGAAAAUGUAGAAGAUGCACAGACUGCUGGACGAGCAGUCUCUGCUGUGCUCUCAGCUCAGAGUCUUUGAACCCGGAGCGGUGUCCACACCAUCGAGCCCCGCCCCCAGCAGGACAGUAGCCACUCAGUGCAGAUUGCGGCCCCGGUUCGCCCCAGCUGAGUGACCACAUCUCCUGGAGCACGUGGAACCUUGACCCCCCUCCACUUGGCCGACCUCCUUUUGGAUUUAGUCUUAAGUGACUUGAGGCUCAACAAUAUAUACAUACAUUUUUCUGACAUAAUAUAAUCAAGCAUUUUAAAAGUUAGAGGUAUGAAACUGUAUUUCAGAUACAGAACUCUUCGUGGACCAUAUGGGUCAAUGGGAGUGACAACAAGAGAAAGCAAAUGAUACUCUAAAAAAUCUGACCAAAUGUUUGUGCCAGGGAUGCUGUAUGUAAUAAUGCCCCCAAACACAAAAAAAAACACAAUAACCUAAUUAUUCACUAUUUUGUGCUGCACAAUAUGUUUUUUAUCAUUAGGCUUCCUGCCUGUUUUAUUAUGAUGGUUUAACAGAAUGUAUUAUAACUUCUCUCCCCACUAAUUUCCCUGUGAACCCCGACCCCAGUGUUACUGGCAGUCCCUUUUCUUUCUAUCCAUACACUUAAUUACACUUUUGUGUUAUUGCGCAUCAUAUUUUUUGAUUUAUGUUUCUUUCCCCUUUUUUUAUAUCAUCUUUUGUUUCACGUGUUAAACGCCAAGCAUGUCUCUCCCAUUUGCAGAUUGAUAUGUCUUCUCUUUUCAGAUUUACGAUUUGACCUUCUACUAGGCAUCCAUCACAUUUCAUGAUAAAUGUCUCACAUGUA